GGCCGAUGCUGCAGUUCCCUCUGGACCUGUAUCUGCGCAUGCGUCAGGAAGGGGGCAACGUGCUGCUGUCACCCUGGUACCUGGCCUGCAUGCUGGUCAUGAUGUACCACGGCUCGGGUGGAGACACACGACGCCAGAUAGCGCGCGUGCUCCACACGGACGACGACGGCGAGAUCGUGCCGCGCUUCGACUGCCACGCCAACCGCCUGUUCUGCCGGGACUACCGCAAAGCCCGACACACACACUCAGGGCUCAGUGUGACCUCGUACGCUGGCCUGUACCACGACUCGCGCGUCAACGUGUCCCAAGAGUUCAAGGCGCCGCUAUCGAGCCUGGACAUGCACGUGCACAUCCAGGACUUCGCCGAGAGCCCCGAGCAGAGCCGUCUCGCGCUGGACGGCUUCCUGCGGGCGCUGACGGGCUUCUGCUUCAACCGGGACGUCUUCGCCGGCGACAGCGUCGACCUGGACACGUUCGUGGUGCUGGCCAGCGUGUUCUGCUUCGGCUCACGCUGGUUCGCCGCGGGCGGCGCGACCCGCUCGACGGGCGUGUUCAACCCCGAGAAGGACAGCCGGCGGAAGGGCUGCUGCGAGCGCGUGCAGACGCUGUCCAUGACGGGCAGCUUCCAGUACGCCCAGUUCGCCGAGAACGAAGACGGCGCCUUCGAGGGAAUCGUGCUGGACCUGCCGUACCAGGAUCCGCGGCGGUCGCUCGCCAUGUUUAUCCCGGCGCAGACGUCCAGCCUCGCGGAGCUCGAGAAGCGGCUCACGGCCGCCAUGAUCCUCACCUGCCUGGCGCGCCUGAGUCGGCGGGGUCUGGUCGAGGUCACCAUGCCCAGGAUGAAGGUCAAGUGCCUCACCGACCUGAAGCACUAUCUGCCCUCGCUGGGAGUGGUGGACGCGUUCGACGACUCCGCCGACUUCGUCAACAUGGCGCGCAUCGUGGGCCUCCGGGUGUCAGCGGCCAAGCACCUCGCCGUGUUCCGCGCCGGGCAAAAAGGUCCGAAGACGGCCGAGGCGCAAGCCAUCGCCAAGGAGACCGCUCACGCCGCGAGCGGCACCGACGUCUUCAAGAUCACGGUCGAUCGACCGUUCUUGUUUCUUGUGCUCGCUCGCGACCCGGACACCGUGCUCAUGCUCGGUUCUUUUACGCACGUUAUCUAGCGCAACACCUUUGUCGGGGCCGAGACUAUCAAAGCGCAGUUAUUUAAACGUAGUGAUGUAUUAAAUACGCUGUUUUCUCUUUUACGAAACUGAAUCAUGCACGGGUCCAGAACAAAACCUCAAUUAGCAUAAAACAUUCUAUCCGUGCCUUUAAU
Molecule: messenger RNA, 1318 nt
Organism: Dermacentor andersoni
Lineage: Eukaryota; Metazoa; Arthropoda; Arachnida; Ixodida; Ixodidae
Product: ipis-1-like
Molecular function (GO): serine-type endopeptidase inhibitor activity
Source: RefSeq, a predicted model, not a curated record